Molecule: messenger RNA, 2829 nt
Organism: Loxodonta africana (African savanna elephant)
Lineage: Eukaryota; Metazoa; Chordata; Mammalia; Proboscidea; Elephantidae
Gene: ACVR1B
Product: activin A receptor type 1B
Exons: 10
Coding region: 30-1661 (543 amino acids)
Biological process (GO): protein phosphorylation; cellular response to growth factor stimulus; activin receptor signaling pathway
Cellular component (GO): plasma membrane; activin receptor complex
Molecular function (GO): activin binding; ATP binding; activin receptor activity, type I
Source: RefSeq, a predicted model, not a curated record
GCUGCUGGGCUGCGGCGGCGGCGGUUACUAUGGCGGAGUCGGCCGGAGCCUCCUCCUUCUUGCCUCUUGUUGUCCUCCUGCUCGCGGGCAGCGGCGGGUCCGGGCCCAGGGGGAUCCAGGCUCUGCUGUGCGCGUGCACCAGCUGCCUACAGGCCAACUACACAUGUGAAACAGAUGGGGCCUGCAUGGUUUCCAUUUUCAACCUGGAUGGGAUGGAGCACCAUGUGCGCACCUGCAUCCCCAAGGUGGAGCUGGUCCCCGCUGGGAAGCCCUUCUACUGCCUGAGCUCAGAAGAUCUGCGUAACACUCACUGCUGCUAUACUGACUUCUGCAACAAGAUUGACCUGAGGGUGCCCAGUGGUCACCUCAAGGAGCCCGAGCACCCUUCCAUGUGGGGCCCCGUGGAGCUGGUAGGCAUCAUUGCUGGCCCCGUGUUCCUCCUGUUUCUCAUCAUCAUCAUCGUUUUCCUUGUCAUUAACUACCAUCAGCGGGUCUAUCACAACCGCCAGAGGCUAGACAUGGAGGAUCCCUCGUGUGAGAUGUGUCUCUCCAAAGACAAGACGCUCCAGGAUCUCGUCUACGAUCUCUCCACAUCAGGGUCUGGCUCAGGGUUACCUCUUUUUGUCCAGCGCACAGUGGCUCGAACCAUCGUUUUACAGGAGAUAAUUGGCAAGGGCCGGUUUGGGGAAGUCUGGCGUGGCCGCUGGAGGGGUGGUGACGUGGCUGUGAAAAUUUUCUCUUCUCGUGAAGAACGGUCUUGGUUCCGUGAAGCAGAGAUAUACCAGACAGUCAUGCUACGCCAUGAAAACAUUCUUGGAUUUAUUGCUGCUGACAAUAAAGCAGGCUGCUCAUUCCUCACAUUGCUAUGGGUCUUUGUAAUGGCCCCAGCUGCCCCUAAGCUGCAGAGUCUUGGACUCACACGAAGGGGAAGAGAACAUUUUAUUUUCUCUGCAGAUAACGGCACCUGGACACAGCUGUGGCUUGUCUCUGACUAUCAUGAGCACGGCUCCCUGUUUGAUUAUCUUAACCGGUACACAGUGACAAUCGAGGGGAUGAUCAAGCUGGCCUUGUCUGCUGCUAGUGGGCUGGCACACCUGCACAUGGAGAUUGUGGGUACGCAAGGGAAGCCUGGAAUUGCUCAUCGAGACUUGAAGUCAAAGAACAUCCUGGUAAAGAAGAAUGGCAUGUGUGCCAUCGCAGACCUGGGCCUGGCUGUUCGUCAUGAUGCAGUCACGGACACCAUUGACAUUGCUCCAAAUCAGAGGGUGGGAACCAAACGAUACAUGGCCCCUGAAGUACUUGAUGAAACCAUAAACAUGAAACACUUUGACUCCUUUAAAUGUGCUGAUAUCUAUGCUCUCGGGCUUGUAUAUUGGGAAAUUGCUCGAAGAUGCAAUUCUGGAGGAGUCCAUGAAGAAUAUCAGCUGCCAUAUUAUGACCUAGUGCCCUCUGACCCUUCCAUUGAGGAAAUGCGAAAGGUUGUAUGUGACCAGAAGCUACGUCCCAACAUCCCUAACUGGUGGCAAAGUUAUGAGGCACUACGGGUGAUGGGGAAGAUGAUGCGGGAGUGUUGGUAUGCCAACGGCGCAGCCCGCCUGACUGCUCUGCGCAUUAAGAAGACCCUCUCACAGCUCAGCGUGCAGGAAGAUGUGAAGAUCUAACCCUGCUCCCCUUCCCCCUACACGCAACCCCAGGCAGCGAGAACUACACAGAGAGCUGCCAUGUUGAGCGUACGAUGGAGGCCUACCUCUCGUUUCUGCCCAGCCCUCCGUGGCCAAGACCCCUGGCCCACAAGAGGGACAGAGCCCGGGAGACUUGCUCACUCCCAUGUUGGGUUUGAGACACAGACAACCUUUUUAUUUACCUCCUAAUGGCAUGGAGACUCUAAGAGCGAAUUGUGUGGAGAACUCAAUGCCACGACUCGAACUGGUUGUAGUGGGAAGUCCCACAAACCCUGGUGCACCUGGCAUAUGGUCGGGAGCCGAUGAAAGGGGUGGCCUGGGAGGCGGAAGGAGCUAAAUUGUUGCCAGUGCUAAGCAGCACUGAGGGUUUUCCUUCAGGGACCAACCCACAGCACACUGAAGCGGCCCCAGGGGGCCAGAAGUGCAGCCCCUCUCGCAGGCAGCUCUGAGCCAAGUGCUCCCCUCCUCCCUCGCAAGGACAUCUGGAGGGAUUGCCAGUGGAGACCGAAUCUGCCGCCUGUCUGUCCAGCUGUGUGUGCAUGUGCCGAGGUGCGUCCCCUGUUGUGCCUGGUCUGUGCCACACCCUUACGUUUGUGUGUGUGUGUGGGUGUGUGUGUGUGUCUGUAGGUGCGCACUUACCUGCUUAAGCUUUCUGUGCAUGUGCAGGUCUGAGGUGUGGUUGUCCUGCCGUCUCUGCGUGCUGGUGCCUGUGUUCAGUAGUGAGCAGCAUCUAGUUCUCUGGUGCCCUUCCUGGAGGUCCCCCGUUCCCCCUCCUCCAGAGCCCCUGUGCCGCGGUGGGACUGCUUUCCCAUAGGCUGCUCUGCCCACCCCUGUAUCAACACAGCUCUUCUCCAUUUCAGACUGGAACCAAAGCUGGCCCAGUUGCCCGUGGCAGAGGGCUUUUGGGUCAGAAUGUGAGGGGAGGGGGUGGGAUGGGCAGGGAAAGAAUCUUGGCAGGAGAAUCUUGGGUGUUAUGGUUAGCGACAUCCAUGGGAAAGGAGGCAGCCCAAGGGCAUCAUACCCAUCAGCAUCAAGGAAGGGCCGAGGAAUUUGAAGCCCAGAUCUCGGGACUCAAAUUGGAAUGUCACAUCUGUCUUUCAUAUCCCAGAUUCUGGAAACAGCAGUGUAUAUUUUUGGUGGUGGUGGG